Molecule: messenger RNA, 5214 nt
Organism: Synchytrium microbalum
Lineage: Eukaryota; Fungi; Chytridiomycota; Chytridiomycetes; Synchytriales; Synchytriaceae
Exons: 19
Coding region: 1-5214 (1737 amino acids)
Biological process (GO): chaperone-mediated protein complex assembly; protein quality control for misfolded or incompletely synthesized proteins; protein catabolic process
Cellular component (GO): mitochondrial matrix
Molecular function (GO): ATP binding; single-stranded DNA binding; ATP hydrolysis activity
Source: RefSeq, a predicted model, not a curated record
AUGCAGACAGUUGCACCUGCAGCUGGUCCUCUUCCUCCAGCCACACCGCCGUCGAGUGUCAAACCUCGAAAUACUCGAAAACAAACUGCUGAAAGUGGUGGUGUUUCUGCCGGUCCAAAUAGCCAACGAGAACAGUUACCAGUUGACAAGGUCGAACCAAUAGUAGAUCUGGAAAGGGACGGCGAUUUCGGUGAAGAAAAGCAAUUUCGCGAACGAGAUAUCGAUGAAAAGACACUGGCUGGAGAUUACAAUCCACGUGGAGACGAACCUGUGCCCACCUUCACCAAAACUCCUGAAGUCAUUGACGAUUUCAUACGCAACUAUCUGGUCAACAAGGGGAUGUUUGUUGCCCUGGACGCCUUCCAGAAUGAGUGGCAUGACUUUCAACAGCGAGGACGAUUGACGGAGGAGGAUGUCAUUCUCGUACCAGAUGUAUAUCAAAAGACACUCGAAUUAGAGGAAUCAUUACGUAAACUACGAGCCGAUCUAGAUCACGCCAAGACGAGAGCCGUAGAGGCUCAAGCAGUGCAAGAGAAGCUGGGAAAGGAACGUGAUUUCCAUCGAAUGCAUCAUAAACGUGUGGUCCAAGAGAAGGCUAGACUCGUUGGUGAAGUGCGGAGGCUGAAAGAAGCAACAGCACUGUAUGAGCCCGAGUUGAAGCAGAUGAGACACAAGUAUGAAGUCGCUAUGAAAGAAAAGAUGAUGCUGAAAUUAGAACGAGAUAGGCUGCAUUCCAAGGUCUCGCAGCCAAGCAAAGACGAAUCUAAGGAAAUCUCAUCACCGGCUCCAAAACCCGCCGAACAGCCGGAAAAGCCUGAAGCCAAACCCGCACCCACUUUACAACAGCCUUCUCCUCUGUCUGAUAUACGAGACAACCCAUACUUGAAAAUGGAGCUUCCAACUGCUAAAUUAGACGGCUAUUUACGUGUCAGGACCAUAAAGGCACACGAUCUAGCUGUUAGUGCCGUCAAAUUCCACCCAAAAAAGAUGAUAUUUGCCACCGUAUCUGACGACAAGACAUGGAAGAUGUGGUCCUUCCCGUCUGGCGAAUUGAUCAUGAGUGGCCGUGGCCACCGAGAUUGGAUUGGUUGUCUGGAUUUUCAUCCAAAGGGAGCUCACCUCGCUACAGCAUCUGGAGACUCGACAAUCAAGAUUUGGGAUUUCACAAAGGGUGUAGUGACUUUAACUUUAGCUGAUCAUCGUCAAGCUGUUUGGGCGUGUGCGUUUCAAGAUGGUGGAGAUGUGCUGGCGAGUGGAUCACAGGAUGCGACUGUGAAGCUUUGGGAUGUUGCGACGGGCCGAUGUAAAACAACGUUACGAAAUCACACGGAUUCAGUUUGUAGUGUGGCGUGGCAGCCAUAUUCGAAUCUGCUGGUCACCACAUCAGCAGACAAGAAUGUUUGUCUAUGGGAUGCCCGAUCUAAUUUAUGUGUUCGAACGUUCAGUUCGCAUCAAGCAACGAUUAGUUGUGCCUCGUUUGCCCUCAAGGGCCAACAAUUCGCAACAUGUGAUACAAUGGGAAUCGUCAAAGUAUGGGAUGCUCGCAACAUGUCUGAGUUUGUCACUGUUCCUUGUGGCCCAUCUGGUGCCAAUCGUGUUUGCUUUGAUCCCAGUGGAUAUGUACUUGCCGUCGCCUCUGAUGAUGGAUUCUGUCGCAUACUGGAUUUGGUAGAUCCGGCAGUUCGAAUGCAUGAACUGGAUGCCCAUGAAGAAAGUGUGCAAGGGGUUGCUUUUGAUCGGUCUGCAGAAAGUCUUGUAACUGUUGGAUCAGGACAAAUGUACAGAACAUUAACCAGACAGAGUGCCUUGGUACGAGGUCAAGUUUCAUCCCGAUUAGCAUCCUCUACGUGUCGAGCUUGCAUCAGAAACAAGUCAGAUGCAUUGAAUUUGAACAAGUUGUCAGCUUUAAGGAAUAUAGGAGAUAGCUUGCCGCUCCAGACUCGGUAUACUAGUGUCCCAAGACGCUGUGCAACCACAUAUACGCCUCUGGAUGGUCCAUCUGCUUCCGAUAGGAUUGCUCUGAGUGACAAUCACAUUACAUUUGAACCAAACUCUUUCAACUCAUUCUGGAGCCAUAAUCGUACUCUUUCGGAAGCUAGUGUUGAUGAAAUACCGACACACCAACGUGGCAAUUCAAUAUCUGAAGGAACGUCUGAUUUAGAAGCUAGUUUGGCUGCAAAGUCGCCUAGUAUACCGGAUACAACAUAUUUAGAUGCCGGAUCAAUCGAGAGUCAUGUUGGUGGCAUGCUACACACCACGUCACCAUCUCCAUCCACCGUUAUGACAGAGUUUAAUAACACACGCUCAUCGCCAUAUAAAGUAGAAGGAAACACGCCGCCAUCUGGUGGAUCAGGAAGCAGUGGAUCUGCACCUCCUCCAUCAGACGACAGCAAACCACCCGCUAGUAGUGGUGGAUCAAGCAGUGGUGGUGAUGGGAAAGGAAGACGUAAAGGCAACGCUCCAGAAAAAUCUGAAAAGACAUCUGAUGCAUCACCUGUAACACACGCUCUAGAGCGAGUGCAGAUACCACCGUUAUAUCCACAAUUACUCGCAAUCCCGUUAACUCGACGACCCUUAUUCCCUGGGUUUUAUAAAUCACUUUAUAUUAAAGAUCCACAAGCUAUUCAGGCAAUCCAGUCGCUGAUGGAUCGGAGACAGCCGUGGGUUGGUGUCUUCUUGUCUAAAGAUAAUGACUCGGAUAUGGAUGUUGUGACGGAUAUUAAUCAAGUGCAUGAUGUUGGGGUGUUUGCGCAGAUUACUAAUGUGUAUCAUGCUGGGCCUGAGAACUCGGCGCUGACUGUAGUAGUGUUUCCUCAUCGACGCAUUAGAGCUACUAGUACAGUUACGGCUAUGAAUCCGCCACCACCCAAGAAUGUCAAGGAAGACUCACCAGCAACUGAAACUGUAGCAGCCGAAGACUCACCCGUCCUACCUAUAAAUCAACACCUUACAGAAAUUGGUCUGCCAGUUGUAAACGUCGAUAAUCUGGUGGACGAAACCUUCAAUCCCGAUUCACCCGUUAUAAAAGCAACAACCUCAGAAAUGCUCAAUGUCAUGCGGGACAUUUCAGCCAUCAAUUCCAUCACUCGCGACCAAGUACUGACGUAUUCUGCUCACACAGGCGGUGAAGCUAUAGCCAACCCAGCCAAACUCUCUGACUUCGCAGCUGCCAUAUGCUCUGGUGAUACCGCAGAGCUUCAAGCUGUAUUAGAGUCAACCAAAAUUGACGAAAGGCUACAGAAAGCACUUUUGGUUUUGAAAAAGGAGUUGGCUAAUGCGAAACUGCAAAAGGAGAUUUCGCAAGAGGUUGAUAAAAAGAUUACGAGGAAGCAACAAGAGUAUUAUUUGAUGGAGCAGUUGAAGGGUAUAAAGAAGGAAUUGGGAUUGGAGAGUGAUGGGAAGGACAAGUUGGUUGAGAAGUUCAAGGAACGAGCUACUCAUUUACAGAUGCCUGACUCGGUGAAGAAGGUGUUUGAUGAGGAACUCAACAAGCUGCAACAUCUUGAACCUGCUGCCUCAGAAUUCAAUGUCACUCGUAACUAUUUAGAUUGGAUUACUCAGAUACCAUGGGGUAAACGAUCGGAAGAAAACUUUGAUAUCAAGCAUGCCAUGGAGGUUUUGGAUGAAGAUCACUAUGGUUUGAAGGACGUCAAGGAUCGUAUUUUGGAGUUUAUUGCUGUUGGUAAACUGAGAGGGACUGUAGAAGGAAAGAUUAUAUGUCUGGUUGGACCUCCAGGCGUUGGUAAAACAUCAGUUGGGAAAUCUAUUGCACAUGCUUUGGGACGAGAGUUCUUUAGAUUCUCUGUUGGUGGGUUGACGGAUGUAGCUGAAAUCAAGGGACAUAGAAGAACAUAUGUUGGUGCUAUGCCUGGUAAAGUCAUCCAAGCCUUGAAGAAGGUGCAGACUGAGAAUCCUCUCAUCAUGAUUGACGAAAUUGACAAACUUGGACGUGGUCAUCAAGGUGAUCCAGCUUCAGCCCUAUUAGAGCUUUUAGAUCCAGAACAAAAUAAUUCCUUCCUCGAUCACUACAUGGAUAUACCCAUCGACCUAUCCAAGACUCUAUUCGUAUGUACAGCCAACAUGCUGGAAACCAUUCCAGCUCCACUUCUUGACCGUAUGGAAGUUAUUACUCUAUCAGGAUAUGUAGCUGAAGAAAAGGUCGCCAUUGCAUCCAAGUAUCUAGCACCAGCAGCUAGAACAGCUGCAGGUCUGGAUUCUUGGAAUGUCACGUUGGCCAACGAAGCAAUUGAGACCUUGAUAAGGCAAUACUGUCGAGAAGCUGGUGUUCGUAAUCUGAAGAAGCAUAUAGAGAAGGUGUAUAGGAAGGCAGCCCUCAAGAUUGUACGAGAGCAAGUUGUUGUUACGCCGUCAGUAGGAACAUCUGCGUCUUCUGAGACAAAGACAACUGCCACUGAUGGUGCUAACGCUUCUACUGCCACGACAACAGAUCCAUCUCCCGCUCCUGAAGUCAAACAAGCUGGUCCUCCUGUAGAAAUAACGUCUAGUAAUUUGAAGGACUAUGUUGGGUCACCUGUUUACACGUCAGAUCGAAUGUAUGAUACUACACCAUCAGGAGUCGUUAUGGGAUUAGCAUGGACGUCUAUGGGCGGCUCAGCAUUAUAUGUAGAAUCAGUGCUAGAAGCAACACCUACAGAAACUUCUAAAUCUCACUUCCAUCGUACUGGUCAAAUGGGAGAUGUAAUGAAGGAAUCAUCUACUAUCGCAUAUACAUAUGCUCGAUCCAUGUUUGCUCGUAAAUUUCCAGCCAAUCGAUUCUUUGAUCGUGCUGGUAUACAUAUGCACGUUCCUGAAGGAGCUACACCCAAAGAUGGUCCAUCCGCUGGUGUGACUAUGACAACAUCACUCGUGUCAUUAGCUCUAAAUACCGUCGUACUCCCUAAUGUAGCCAUGACGGGUGAAAUCACCUUGACUGGUAAAGUGCUAAAAAUAGGAGGUGUAAAGGAAAAGACGAUAGCAGCUAAACGAUCAGGAGUCACGACGAUCAUCUUCCCAAAGACGAAUCAAUCUGACUGGGAUGAGCUGGCUGAUUAUAUCAAGGAGGGCAUGGAUGUGAGGUUUGUUGAAUAUUAUGAUGAGAUAUUCGACAUUGUGUUUCCUGAUGUGGACUUGGAAAAGGCUCGAAAGAGUCAUAAUGCUGCUGCUGUAUCAUCAUCAUCAUCAUCGUCUGCUUCUACAGCGGAAGCACAGUUAUAG